CUUUCCCUUGUAAUGUCACAUGUUUUAUCAGUUUGUGUCGCGUUCUUUGAUUGGUUCACACGAAGGUUGUGAACCCUUACUCACCACUUCCGUAAAAAACACGACAAAGUGACGAUGGCUGAGAGAAAGAAAGUAUCAGAAGACAGUGUGGAAUACAGACUUUUUCCGGCGAUCAGCGGCCACGGCGACAACCAGACUCUACUGGACAUCUUAGACACGUGUCUGGCUCUUGUCAGUCCGCACGUGGUGGAUUAUAUUUGGCACAUUGACCCAUUUCAGCUGACACCAGUGGACGGAACAAAGGACUGCCCUCCUCAUUUGUUUGGGAAAACCACUUUUGGAGACAAUAUUGAAGAUGAAUGGCUAAUUGUGUAUUUGCUUUAUGAUCUCUCAAGACAAAUUCAUGACCUUGUAAUACAAGUUCAGGAUACAGAUGGGGAGUUCCUGUUGAUAGAAGCAGCUGAUGCUCUGCCUAAAUGGGUGAAUCCAGAUACUGUUGAAAACAGAAUUUUUGUUUACAAUAAUGAACUACACAUCAUCCCAAGACCCCAGACGCCAGCUAAUGUGACGGUGCUUCCCGCCUCUACCCCCAGUCUACAGGAGGCCGUGGAAUGUGUGAGAAGAUCACCCUCCACAACUAGAGCAAGUCCACAAGUCCAAAAAGCUCUCCUAGCCAGAGUAAACGAGUAUCCAGACAAGAUACAGGAAAACAUCCAUCACACUCACUGUUAUAUCCCGGCUAACCUGGCUGCUGUGUUAGAGAGGAGGCCCAGCCUUGUGACUGCUGGAGUACAGGCUUUCUACCUCAGGGACCCUAUAGAUCUACAGGCCUGCAGAACGAUGCAGUAUUUUCGACCAGGAACCCGCGUGACAAGUAGAGUGAAAAUGACCAGAUGCCUGUAUGCCCAGCUGAUGCAACAGAAAUUCCAACCGGACAAGAGAUGUGGUUAUACCCUGCCGAGAUCGAACAGCGCUAAAUUUACCUCACAUGACUUGGGAAUGAAACUGGCUCAUGGCUUUGAGAUAUUGUGUUCCAAAUGUGACGAUAAUGUGGAAAGAAGACAGAAUGGUCCUGCAGUAAGGCCAAAUGAUGUCCGAUGGAAACGAUACCUUCAGUCUUUGAAAGAUCGUGGAUUUUUCAGGGGGGAAAUCGAGGGAUCCAAGAAGUACAAUGAUCUUCUCUCCAGUGCUAGAGAGUUUUAUCAGCGACAAACAUUUAGUGCUAAAAGGAAGAGGACUGCAGGUGAUGAAGUGCUGGAUCUGCUUGAUCGAGUAACCUUUGACAUUGAAGCCAUGAGGAGAAGCGAGGCCGAAUUACAACCACCUGAUGAUGAUAGUUGGUUGAAUAUUUCACCAGAGGAACUGGAUGCUUUGUUAGUGAAGAGAUCGGGUGUUUCCAAUGGUAACCCCACCUCCCCGGACCUUGGCGAGGUGGCCAAUAGUGUCAAGUCCUUCGUGGAUAAGAUCUCCAGUGUGGAUGGGGUGGAGUUCCCUGGAGAGGGCGACGAGGAGGGCAUACAGUUUGACAGCACUGGAUUUAUUUCAGCCAUGACAAAAAUGUUUGAAUUUGAGGACAACAAUGACGGAGAAUCCAGUUCGGAUGAUAUGGAGGAGUACGGAUGGGAUGAUUCGGAUAUUGAUGUGGAUGAUCAACCUCCAGUUGUUCAGACAGAGAAGAGAAAACAGAGUACCAAGUCCUCUGAUGGUCCCUCCGUCCGGGACUACAAGUCCUCUGAUGGUCCCUCCGUCCGGGACUACAAGUCCUCUGAUGGUCCCUCCGUCCGAGACUACAUGCAUCUGAUGGACCGAGAGCUCAGUCAGACCAACGUUGGAAAAAGUUUUGAGAAAACCCCUAAAGUUAGUGAACCAGCACCCUCUGCAAAAGCUUCUCAGAAUGAUUCAAAAAGCAAGAAGAAGAAAUCCAUAGCAGAAGAAGACGAUGAUUUUGAACCUGUCAAUAUUGACAUUAACAUCGUUAAAAACAUGUUGGAAUCCAUGGAUGCCCAGGCAGGCUUAGCAGGACCCGCCUCCAACAUCCUCAAUACCAUGGGUAUCCGAAUCCCCAAGGAGGCAAAGGAACCCCCAAGACGACCGCCUCAACCUCGUCGGAGGUCAUCUGGUACAGAAGACAGCAACAGACCACCAGCCCCUCCCAAACCGACUAACCUCCCUGUAUCCCCAGUCAAACAGCGACCCCAACGACCUCCCCCUCCCAAAAAAACCAUACACAGACAGCAGUCGAAGGAAACUAACGUGUAGGGUCUGAACAUCGUUAUCAGUAAUAUCCUUUUCUAGUUUUGAAGAAAGAAAGAAAGAGUCUUACUGAAAUCACACACUGGAAAGUGAUUGCAAUGUUUAAUUGAACAAAAUUUUGGCAUAUAUUGCAGAAAAAAUAGAUUCUUGAACAAAAAAUUCUAAUUUGCAGUAUAGUGGAUUAACAUGUUCAUAUUAUGAAAAAUUCUUAUUGAUGUUUCUAUAAUCCCUUUGUGAAGACACUGGACAGAAUUCUGAAGUUUUAAUACUAUAGUCGAUUACCUCUUUGUUGCUACUAGAUAGUUUCUAUUUUUACAAGAAAGAAAUGUUGUUGAAAAUUAUUGGUUAUCGUUACAAAAAAGAAUUUAUAUGCAUACUGUAGACAGCCUUAUUAUCACUGAAAUUUAACAGCAUUGAUAGUCAAUAUAAAUGUAGCUUAAACAUAAUAUGGAAAUGAAACUGUUAUUUAAUGAAGUUUGUUUGGAAAAUGUUAAAAAUGACUAAAAGAAUUGUGGUUUUGAGAAGUGAAUCAAGAAAAUAUAAGUAUUUAGAAUGAAAAUGUUAAUGAAAACAAGUACAGUGUAUUUUAACGGUUAAACGAAGAUGCAGCUGUUGAGAUUUAGAAAACUGUGCAGUGUUAUGGAGAUAUCAUUGUAGUGUGGCAAUAUUUAGAAACUUCUGUGAUGUACAUUUGUAAUGAGUCUCUUUUUGCAACUGUUUAUAGUUUUUAAUUUGGUAGAUAACCCCUGUAAAGUCAUUUUGAUAUGGUCUAUAGUUUUUAAUACGGUAGACAACCCCUGUAAAGUCAUUUUGAGACUGUGUAUAAUUUUUAAUUUGGUAGACAACCCCUGUAAGAUGUUCCCCUGUAAAGUCGGGAUGGGGACGAGUUGAACUGUAAGAGUAGUGACUUGAAGGUUCCCUGUAAAGUUGGGAUGGGGACGAGUUGAAUUGUACGAGUAGUGACUUCCCUCGGAAUGGGUCAGACAAGCAGACCCUGUCACUGCAGUCAUGUUAUGAAGUGCCCUAUCACUAUAAAAUUGUUUGCCAUAUAGAUAGGAACAUUUGAUUAUCAAAUAAAUCGGAGCAAUACCGUCAUGUAAUUUCCGUAUACAGUAAUUUGAAAUAACCGGUUGCAAUAGUGCAAUAUAUUAAUGAGAUUUUUUUAAAAAUAUUAAUAUUUUGUAUCAAUUUUAUGAAUAUGUAUCAUAAUUGCUGACUGGUGUAAGUCACAUAAUUGAGUUCAUAUCUAAGUACUGGUAAGAAUAUCUUGUCACAAACUAGUACUUUAAGGAGUAUUCAUGGACCAUAAAACCAUUUCAUGCAAAGAAGCUUUUAUCACCCAUGAUUUUCUCUCUAUGCAAAAUUGGAAUUUCAAAUGAAUGAAAUCCUUUUGAUUCUUGCAUCUAAGCACAUGACCAGGUAUUUUGUUUUGGUCUAAAAUUACCAUGAUCUAAGCUACAACAUUCCAUCCCCCCCCCCCCCCAACCUUUUUUACGUAUUGGAUGUAGAGCCAUUUUCAAAUAUUUAUAUUUUGGGUAGCCAGCAUAAUUUCCUUUGUGAAUUUGGAUGCAAAUAACAAUUUUUUCUAUAAUGUUUUUAGACAUUUUUUUUUUUAGAUGUAUCAUAUCAAAACCAUUUUCAUUGAUAUUGUAUUAUACAUGUAUAAAUCACAUUAUUCAUUACAUCACUUGCUAAAGCAACUUUGAUUACAUUUUAAAGAUUUUAUUAAGGACUCGCACUACAAACAAAAUACCAUGUGACAAGAUAUGUGUAUGUGUACAUAUUUGAUGGUUUAGAAGAAGAUGAGCAUUUUCAUUUUUCAUUGUUAGGAAAUAGGUAUUUUUCUUGACCCCUCUUAUUCCCAUACAUCAUAAGCAGCCAGGGGCAUGAACAUUUGUUCAAGGAGACAUGAAUUUCACUCAAGAAUUUUGUCGGCCCAUAUUAAGACAUCACCAGCUGUAGAUGAAGUACCACAAAUUUAGACAUAUGCUUGGCACUCAGGGCCAUAUCACCGAGGUUCUUUAUCGUAGCAAUGCCUGCUGCGACAUGGGAUCUCCACUUUUAAUGUCAUAUCUGAAAUCUUUUCGACAUUCACCUUCAAAUGCCAGGCUUUUUGUUAGGUAGCAAUCAUUACCUACAUAAAUGUCUUCGGUUUGAUGUGAUGCUGAGAUCAGUUGUGAGCAGGAAUCGAACCCUGGUCUCCCAGUUGUGAGCAGGAAUUGAACCCUGGUCUCCCGGUUGUGAGCAGGAAUUGAACCCUGGUCUCCUGGUUGUGAGCAGGAAUUGAACCCUGGUCUCCUGGUUGUGAACAGGAAUUGAACCCUGGUCUCCCGGUUGUGAGCAGGAAUUGAACCCUGGUCUCCUGGUUGUGAGCAGGAAUUGAACCCUGGUUUCCCAGUUGUGAGCAGGAAUUGAACCUUGGUCUCCCAGUUGUGAGCAGGUAUUGAAUCUUGGUCUCCUGGUUGUGAGCAGGAAUUGAACCCUGGUCUCCUGGUUGUGAGCAGGAAUUGAACCCUGGUUUCCCAGUUGUGAGCAGGAAUUGAACCUUGGUCUCCCGGUUGUGAGCAGGUAUUGAACCUUGGUCUCCCGAUUGUGAGCAGGUAUUCCAACAACUAGACUAUCACAGCAUUUGUUUUGAUACUGUCUUCAAAUGUACCUACUAUAGAUAAGUACUAAAUAUGUACCUACAAUAAGUACUAAAUUUGUACUUAUUUGAUCAUAUUUAGAAUUUCAGAACAUCCCAAUCUAGUGCUGUAUAUUUAGUGAUCAUAAAUUAGCAUAACUUUGCUCUUUUAUAAAUAGAGAGUUUUAUUAGUGCAGACCAUAAAUUAGCAUAACUUUGUUCUGUGAUAAUUGUAUAAAUAGAGAAUCUCAGUUUUAGGCAGAAACCAUGUAACAUCACUUUGUUCUACAAUGUGAAUAGAGAAUAUUAUAUUUUAUGGCAAACGAUUUCCUUCAGCAAGGCAGGAAAUUAUAAACCCUGUAAAAUAAGUACACAUAUGAUGCAGUAUUUAUUGGUACAUGUACCGGCACAUGAAUAUUUUUUUAAUCACAAUUUGUGUGGUUGUCUGCUUUUCGCUGUUUUCGUAAUGAUAACAACCUCACAAAGUUAAAUCCCUCACAAACGGGAGAAAAACCACAAAGAACAGUAACUCUUGGACUACAAAAUGCAAACAGGUGCUCCUUUCUCAUUCCAAGAAAAUUUGAGCUCCAGGAAAAUAAAGUGAUUUUACAGUAAUUGACCAUUCAAAAAGUGUUUUGAAAAAUAGUUUAUUUACUUUGUAAUGAGCUUCCUGAAUGACCUUGUAAAGCAUGGUGCCAAACUAUGACUAUGAAGUCAAUUUUUGAAGUCUGUUUUAGAAUAAGACCACUUUCACAAUACCGACCAUCACUGAAAAGAAUGUUGACUACGUUCUGUAAAACCUUGUCUUUGCUCUCUUUGAUAAUACACUUCACUUGUGUGAUUAUCAGUUUAUAUACUAAGUAACUUAUCUAAUAAACAUAUAAAUGAAAGGUAUAUCAUUUGUGUCUCGGAGAUCUCACCAAGAAAAUGCUUAUUCCUUACAAGGAUGUUUUGUGUAUGAAUUACAAUUUUAUAUUAUGUUUUUAUAUUACCGAGAGUAAAUAACACAUUUGUGCAUAGACCUGCACCCUCUAUCUAGUCAGACAAGUCCAUUAUAAAUCUACGUGCUUUAAUGUCCAAAUACAAUGUGUUCCGUGUUGCUGAGUUGUGCAAACUGUUCUUAGUAUAUGAAGUAUUUUAGCUGCAACAUUCCGUUUAUAUGUUCCCUAGUAUGUCACUGUGUUACAAAGCUUCUAGAGGACACAGACUAUGUGUAUGUUGUAUCGUAGGGGGCGGAUCAACAGAUAAGAAAUUCAGACUGCUAACGAGAAAAAGGGAGGAUCCCAAAUCAAUAUGUUUAGAUUUCAGAUUGAUGUGAUAAUUUUUAUUGUUUAAAUAAGACCUGUCAUUUUUAACUGAGUGAUCAAAAUUAGGUUUGCAAUGUUGAAUGCUGUGUCCCACCAUCUGUUUACAUUUUUAAGAUCCACCCCUUUAAACAGAAGCAUAAUUUUUCAUGACAACACUUUAACUGGCCAUUUGUAUUCUUCCCCCUAUGUGUGUAUUUUAACCCGGUUGUGUGUGUAGGAUUUGUGCUCAUGCAAGUGGUUCGGUUUCAUUUUUUUGUGGGUUUUUUUUACAAACAUGCUUUAAAAUCAAGAAAAUGUGGAAAACAAAUUGCUGUAAACAGUAAAGUAUGCUUAGGCCAAGUAAAAUUAAUUAGUAGAUUAUCAUUCAAACUUCACCAAAAAAUGGGGCGGGAGGGAGGAUUUUAUUUUUUAUUUUUCGCCAUGGUAUUCUUGACCUCGAAAAUGCCUUCUCUCAUUGAGAAAAGGCUUUAUAAAUCAUAAUUACAUGUGUAUUUGGGUUUCUAAAAGGCAAAGUGAAACAAAGUACGUUUACGAUACCAGACCGGACAUAAAAAUAUCCGGAAAUCAUAAUUUUGAAAAAUAAAAGAAAUCGGGGCGGGGCGAUUUUCGAGGGGCGGGCGGGAAUGAUAAUCUACUAAUUAAUUUUACUUGGCCUUAUAAUGAAGUGCUGGGGAUGAUCAAUUUUAAUUCUUUAUAAAUGUAAUUUGUUAUAUCAAAUAUGUUUAUAAUUUUUAUUUUAGAACUAUAAGGAUUGAAAAUCACUUUGCUGUAAGCAUGAAUUCAUUAUAAGCAUUUUUGCCAUAACGGUAUUUUACUGUCUUUUUUCAAGAUUUCAAUUUUUUGUUUUUAUUCCUAUCAAAAGCUCACUACAUUGUACAUCAAAUUUAAACAGUAUUAAUAAAUAGAUAAAGAAAACCAUGCUCCGACUGUGUGGUACAUUUACUAGAAGGUUGUGCCAGUGAACAAUUUUUCUCCAUUGUCUUGUUUACAGUUUAUAUAUUUUAUUUUGUUUUUACGAUGUACACAGAGACAAGCAGCAAUAAAUGAGGACACGCUUGUA
Messenger RNA from Ostrea edulis (European flat oyster), 7243 nucleotides. Its product is annotated as protein ecdysoneless homolog. Gene Ontology annotation, cellular component: nucleus. Lineage: Eukaryota; Metazoa; Mollusca; Bivalvia; Ostreida; Ostreidae. The transcript has 14 exons. Bases 115 to 2259 code for a protein of 714 amino acids. The record is from RefSeq and is a predicted model, not a curated record.